GACAUCCCAUGCAUCGCGGGCAGCAGGAGCCUAAUCGAGCGCCCUCACCACUCCCAAUCCCCUCCAUAUUUCGGUGCGAAUCAGACGAACCCUGGACAGCGGGUGGCUGGCACGAGCGAAAGUUUAAUCGAGUGCUCACACCGCCCACUCCAGGUCUCCGUUCCUAUUCUGGUGUGUUUCCCCUGAGCCCCGAUCUUAGUGGCCCGUCCAAGCUAUCCGCCGAACCUCGUCGUUUCAGCACAGUGGCCCGGGAAGCCCAGCCCGCUACAGCAGGAGCCAUGGCUACUCAGCGGCAGCAGCAGCAGCACCACGCGGCUCGGAAGAGAGAAGAGGCGGAAGCAGGAGUAGAACUCACACUCCAGGAAUAGAGAUUUCAGGAGUAAGCGAAGAACAUGGGGAGCCUCAGCUUGCGAUCCCAAACCUCACGCCUGGUUCCAACGAGCAUCAGCUUGGGAUCCGAACCCCCGUGCCGCCUAAGAUGCCUUCCCCUCGGCUGGCUCCUUCCCCCCGUGUGCAGAGGCUGUUGCAACACAUGUGGGGGGAUGUGGGCGAUGGGAAUGAAGCUGCAUAGGAGCUCUACAGGAGAGGUGUCAAGUAUGAUACAGGAUCUAGGGCAUCAGAUGUCAACUUAUAUAUAUUAUUUUUAGUAUAUAGUUGUGUAGGCUUGGUAGGUUAGGUGUGUUAAAGUAGUACUAGGCUAGGAGGAAGUGAAAGGAGGCCGCCAUGGUUGUGGCGGCGGGGUUUAGCUAGGAGAGUAGGAAAAAUGUCGAGAGGAAAGAGAGUUGGAUUAGGAAGAGAGAGGAGU
This is a messenger RNA of Closterium sp. NIES-67, 805 nucleotides long. The record is from the annotation of a GenBank genome assembly. NCBI's taxonomy places the organism in Eukaryota, Viridiplantae, Streptophyta, Zygnematophyceae, Desmidiales, Closteriaceae.